This is a messenger RNA of Penicillium bovifimosum, 465 nucleotides long. RefSeq lists its product as uncharacterized. Lineage: Eukaryota; Fungi; Ascomycota; Eurotiomycetes; Eurotiales; Aspergillaceae. The record is from RefSeq and is a predicted model, not a curated record. The transcript has 2 exons. Bases 1 to 465 code for a protein of 154 amino acids.
AUGCCAUCACCAUCAAACCAAAGAAGCGGCGUCGAGCCCCCGGAAGAAAUUACCUGGGUCGCCGCUCAGGGCUUCAUGACUGGCGUGUUCCGCUUUGGCUCCGUCUCCAUUCUGGCCCAUAUGAUUAUGGCUCUCCCUCAUCCCUUCGUCUUCUCCGCACCAAGUCCGCCCGCACACCCAACGGCCCAACCCCGUCCGCGUCCAUCCAUCUUCUCCCGCGACUAUCUCCGGUCUCGUCUCUUCCACCGCCCGCUCGAGGGCUUCUCAAGCUGGAUAUCCCCGGGCUCCCGCGUUUACCGUGGUCUGACGCCGCAGUUCAAGGUGUUCUUACAAGUCGCGGCCAUGACUCUGGGCGGUUGUAUAUGGCAGGAGAAGCGCGUUACGGAAUACAUCGAGCUGGUCAGAAAGCUCAAGCGGGCGGAGCGGGUAGAGGCUGAGAGGGCGGAGGGCAGUCGGCGAUACUGA